Carcharodon carcharias (great white shark) is the source of this 4659-nucleotide messenger RNA. It is a transcript of the gene ccdc30, whose product is annotated as coiled-coil domain containing 30. Bases 118 to 4227 code for a protein of 1369 amino acids. The record is from RefSeq and is a predicted model, not a curated record. The transcript has 29 exons. NCBI's taxonomy places the organism in Eukaryota, Metazoa, Chordata, Chondrichthyes, Lamniformes, Lamnidae.
UCCUCCCCACUCUGGCGACAGCAACAGAAGGACCGUGCACGAUGAGGUCGAGUCACGGUCUGAGAGAAGGAGGAGGAGUCAAGGGAGACUGUUGAUUUUUUUUUAACAGGGCGGGACAUGGAGACCAUUGGCGAGGAGAAGGUGGAGCUGGAAGAUAUACUGAACAGACUGCGGGAAGAUGGACUGGACACCGAAGCCUGCACUGCAGAUGAGCACCUCUGUCACCUAUGGCGUAUAUACCAGCGGGCUGAGGGCACAUUGCAAGCCACCAUGCAGGACCUGGAAGGGGUGCGACAGCAACAGGCCUCUGAGAUGAAGGAGGUGGAGAAUUAUGUAGAUCACAUCCGCAAUUUGUCGGAGGAGCGGGAGGCAACGACGGCUGAAUACGAGCGGGAGAAUGAGUUGCUAAAGAUGGAACUACAGCGGCUGAAGUUGGAGCAAGUACUUUGGACUGAUGGAUGUGCAGAGACACAGGUGAAGGAAGUGGAAGAGAUGUUGGAUCAGGAAGGAUUAGCAGAGAUCACACACAGUGGCCCAAGUGAGCAGGUGGCCUACCUGCUCGUAGAGCGAGCUACGCUGCUGGAAAAGUUGGAAAUGGCUGAGAGAAAGGUGGAUUCACAGAGUGUCACAGGGAGCACUCGUGAGACACACUUGCAGGUGGAGUUGGACCUGAUGCGGCAAACCCUGGAAGAGGAAUUGAAACAGCAGCGGGAGUCCAUGCAACACACCAAGGAAACCAUGGCAAAGGAUCCUUUAUCUCAACCUGCAAGUCCAUGGAAGAAGCUGUUUGGGGUCCGUCAACAGACGCACAGCGUCUCCAAAGACAUAGCCACUCAUGAAGAGGACCUGGAGAAUGAGAAGAAGCUACGGGAACGAACAGAGAGAGACCUGGAUGAGGCAGCACGACGAUUACAGAUGGCACACGAGGAGAUCCGUCGACUAACAGAUGAACUGGACAUGGAGAGAAAAUUGCAUUGUAACAAUGACUUCAUGGAACUGAAUAAAGCCAAAGAACAGAACAGCAAACUGGAUGAAGAAAUCCUGGCAUUACGCGAUCGUGUACGAGCAUUGGACUUAGAACGAAAAUCCCUUUUAGAAACAGUUGAAAGUCUUCAAAAAAUCCAGCCAUUGCAGAAAGAACAAUUCAGUAUUUCACAGAAGAAAAUGGAUCAGCUGCAAUCACAACCCAGGAGAGAACCAGCCCAACAGAUGGAUUCCCAGCAACAACCAGUAAAAGAAAUUCCAGUGUCAUCUGUUCGAAAGAAGAAAAAGUCAUAUACAUCUUCACGUUCUUUUGAUAAGGACCCUGGUUGCCAAGAUUUGGAGGCAGAUUCAUGGCUCUCAGAUUCAGGCCAUGAUGGUCAGCAUCCAAAAUCAGAGGAACUCCACAAAAGGUGCCACCAUGAGAUUAAUCGGCUAGACGCCAAGAACCAUGAACUGCAGCGUAAGAUGCACAAGCUGCAACAGGAACUUGAAGAGGUAGCAUUGAGGAAUGAGACACUUGAGUCUACUAUAGAAGAAUACCAGAAUCGUUUAAAAGAUGGCAAGCUUAGCACUGACUGUGAGAAGGAAAUACUGAAAACCAAGGUCACCACUAUGGAGUCUGAUUAUGUAAAACUCAAGCGAAAGUACAAGGAACUUAAAGCCAAAAGUCAUGAGGUGAUCAGUGCUGUGAGUAAGGAUCAAGAUAUUCAGGAGCAGUUAAAAAGGAGUCAAACGACAAUGGAGGGCAUACAGCUAAGGCUUGAAGAAGAAAUUAAAAACCGGGAGUACCUUGAAGCAGCACUGUCUAGUGCCCAGCAGUCAAAAGUACGAGCAGAGGAGGAGCUGGAGGCAUUCAGAACUCAAGUGCACUAUCUGAAUGCGGAAUUGAAGGAUUAUCGUGCAUCAACAGAGCAGAAUCAAGCAUUAAAUAAUGCUCUUGAAAGGAUGCAAUUGGAGAAUAAUGCUCUAGAACAGAAGCUCAACAAGGUGCUGGAGGAUUACGGAGAGUUGCCCAAGAAUUGUCAAGGGAUACCAAACAACAGUUGGAAAGAAAUAGCAGAGAGAUACCAAUGCCAGAUAGCAGAAUUGACGAACACCAUAUGCAAACUCCAGGAAGAACAAAGCUGUGUAUAUAACCAAGUGAGUGACUGUCCCAACAAAACGCUAGAAUGUAUGCAGCAGAAGCUCACUACGAUGCUAAAGGAAAACCAGCAGCUGAACCAGGACAAUUUUAUUUUAAGGCAGCAGUUGUGCAGCAACCAGCAGGGCAGCCAGACUGUGAACCAGGAGAUUUGCAACAUACGGCAGCAGCUCGUCUCCAGCCAGCAGGAGAACAAACUGGCCACACAGGAAAACUGUACCUUACGGCAGCAGCUGGCAUGUAGCCAACAGGAAAACCAGCACCUGAACCAAGAAGUGUGCAACAUACAGAAACAGCUGAAUGACCUAAUUCAUUCCAAAGAACAAGUGGAAGACACCAUUAAUCAGGUGCAGCUGCAGGCUCUGAAGCUGGAAAUGAGUCAGUUGCAGACUUCUCUAGAAUUAGAACAGAAGAAUUCUUUACAGCAGAAACAAGCCCUAGAAUUGCAGCUGGAAGAGACGAACAACAGGGCUAAGUCGCAGGAAGCAUUGCUGGUGCAGCAUACUGCGGAGUCCCGGCAGCUGCGGCAGGAUUUGCAGAGGGUACAUAACUUGUGCAGCACUGCUGAAAAGGAACUGAAGUACAAGAGAGAGCAACUGAUAGAGCUGCAAAGACAAAAUUCUCUGCUUGAUCAGGAAAAUAACAGGGUGAACUUGGAGUUCAAAACAGCACAGUGUAGGCUGUCUGAACUGGAUAAACACAACUUAAUAUUGAAAUCAGAAUGUGACAUUAAGCAGCAAAGGCUGAAAGAACUGGAAUUAGAAUCUAGCAAGACCUUCCACAUCAGCAAACAGUUAAAGAGCGUACAAGAUGAACUCAUCGGAGAGAAAAACAGAACUAUAUGUGCAGAGAAAAAGACUGCAGAGCUACAGCAACAUUUGUGCAGCAUUCAGCAUCAGCUACGACUGUCAGAGGCACGAGCUAGGGAGAGGGAAGCGUUGGAAACAGAACUAAAGGAAAGCAGGGACACAGCUGCCAAGCUCAAGAAUCAGCUACAGGAAGAACAUCUUCAGAGGAAACUUGCAGAUCAGAACUCAGAGGAACUCCAGAAACAAAUCAAAUCAAUGCUAGAAAAGGAAGGGUGCUUAUCACGGGGAAAAUGUGACCUGGAGCAGCAAAUACAGCAACAGGAGUCACGGCUGCGAGUUCUGGAAGAGGAAAAGGAAGCCUUGACUGCUGAGAAUCUCUGUAAUCAAAAGGCCAAUAAGAAUCUGAUGGGUGAAAUUUGUACACACAAGCAAGAGAUAGAGAAACUUAAGGAAGAGCUGCAGAACAUGCUCCAUCAAUUGGAUUCACAAGUCAGAUUAUAUAAUGAGAAACAGAUGAGACACAAACAGAAGCUGCGCAAAGCUAAAGAGAUCUUUAUCCGUGAAGUGAUGCUCCGGGAUGGUAAAAUAAAACAUCUGGAAAGUGAGAUCAAAUUGCUGAAAAACCUGAUGGAUAAGGAACAUGCCUGGAACAUGAAGGUCACAUAUGAAAAUGAUCUGCUUCUUGUUGAGAAGAGAGAACUUCUACAAAAGUUGAAUGAGCAAGAGGACGCUGUACGGAACAACAAUUCAGUUGUCUGCAAUGUAAAGCACAGAUCUCCCGCCUCUGGUGCCCACACAUCUCUGCUGUUGUCAGCAACAAGAACUGUUAACGACCAAGGCCAGCGGAAAUCCCAAAAAUCGGCAUCCAGGAUUAACUAUCUGGAAGAGGAGAACAAACAGCUUCAAGACGAGACAGUGAAGUUGAGUGACCGGCUUGGCUCAUUGGAGCGCUCUCUGAAAAUAAUUAAGACGGAUCCUUCCAAGUCGCAACAUUUUGAGAAUUUGUCCGUGUCCUUUCCCCAGGACACUUGCAAGUUUCAGUACAAUGACACUUCUGUAAAGAAUGGCAACUUCCUAUCUUCAGCACGCGACACACCGUCACCAGCUAGUAGUAACAAUUUCGGUUCUUUGGAAAACAUUCGACGCAGCAAAACAGCGUUGUGUUCUGAUGCCACAAAGUCUACAUUUCCAACCCGGUUGCAUCAUUCAGACGUGGGCUACUUAAACCUGACGAGCUCCCCAUGGUGCAAGGACCAGGAAGAAGGCCGAAGUCUCGGCAGUGAUGAGGUGUGAUCAGGCCACUGUUGGACUGAGUGACCCACAAGGUGUUUCUAUCUGGAGUUCAAGUAAUGCUGGCAACGGGGCCAGGGACAUAUUAACUCAACAUACAGCAAGCUGUUGUCUUUGUCACAUUGCCCAACAAGAAUAUUAACACAUCUUUCUCUGGUAGAUUGGUUGAAAUAACUGAGUUAAUGCCGGUCCAGCUAUUGCACUUACAAGCACACAAAUACUGGACUCGUACCAGUAUUAUAAAUGUCAAAGGUGGAGGUUGGGUGUAUGAAACCAUUCUGGUUCUAUGGUUCUAAAAUCCACAGAACUCCCCCAGUGUUAAAAUGAACUAUAGUACUGCUGCCUGAUUUGUACAAUGAGAACAAAGAACUCACCUGUAUGAGUAAUUAUUUUGUCCACAGUGUAGUUUGAAUCUAUUAUUUGAGCUGAGCUUUG